AACAAAAAACAAUUCCCAAAUCAUACCCAGGCAAUAAAAAUUAAUUAAAAGCCAAAGAAGCCUUUUCAAUUUUUUAAAAAUGGCUUCUUUGUACAAACUCCCGAUUCUCGUUAUCCUCAUUUCGUCAAUCCUUUGUUUCUUCUCCUCAUGUAGCAUCAUUGUGCACGAAGACCUCUUAACGAAAGCUUGUACAGACACCGACAAGAUUAAGAUAUGUACCGAAAUUCUUAAAAAUGACAAGGCUGUCACAGCAGCAGCGACGAAAGAAUUGGACCUCGGAUUAGCAAUCAUGAAAUCAACCUUAGCCCAUACAAAGGAAACACAUGACUAUCUAUUGAAAAAAAAAAGGGUAAAUCCUGCAUACACCGACUGUGAAAAGGGAUGGUUCAGUAUGGUUGAUAAUCUUAAGAAUAUUUUAGAACGUACGACGAAGAACAAAGGGUAUAAGGAAGAUACAGAUGACUACGACUUUAAGGUUGUUGGAGAUGCUAUCGGAGUAUGUGGAAGUGGUUUAACAAGGAAGAAGAUUGUAGAUCCUGAGCUUACUAGAAGAGGAGAUAUUGUAAGAACAUUAAUUUCUGCUGCAGAUAAACCAUUGACCGAUCUAAGAAGAAAGACCCAAAAUCGGACUUAAAUAAAUGAAAUUACUAAGAAUGCGCUAUCCACUUCAUUAAUUCAAAUUUCGCAUUUUCAAUUUCUCCUAAAUAACUAUGUAGAAGAAGAAAAGGUCAUUUCGAUUCUAUUAUUCCUAAAUUUUUCAUUCUGUCAUCUCCCAUCGUCUAGUAAAGUAUCAUUUUGUAUUGCCAUGAUUGUACCCCAUUGUUCAUCAUCUAGUUGGUAUAUUAUUGUACUAUUGUUUGUUGUA
This is a messenger RNA of Capsicum annuum, 865 nucleotides long. RefSeq lists its product as uncharacterized. Lineage: Eukaryota; Viridiplantae; Streptophyta; Magnoliopsida; Solanales; Solanaceae. The transcript has a single exon. Gene Ontology annotation, molecular function: enzyme inhibitor activity. The record is from RefSeq and is a predicted model, not a curated record. The coding region runs from base 80 to 634 and encodes 184 amino acids.